Thamnophis elegans (Western terrestrial garter snake) is the source of this 2717-nucleotide messenger RNA. RefSeq names its product sprouty RTK signaling antagonist 1 (gene SPRY1). Gene Ontology annotation, cellular component: membrane; cytosol. NCBI's taxonomy places the organism in Eukaryota, Metazoa, Chordata, Lepidosauria, Squamata, Natricidae. Bases 1065 to 2027 code for a protein of 320 amino acids. The record is from RefSeq and is a predicted model, not a curated record. The transcript has 3 exons. Gene Ontology annotation, biological process: negative regulation of MAP kinase activity; multicellular organism development; negative regulation of fibroblast growth factor receptor signaling pathway.
GGUGGGGGCUCUGUGCUGAAAUGCUGCCGUGCGGAGUUUAGGUCAUUCUGAAACAGCUCCGCUCGCGCACAAAAGAGCCUGCAAAGUGAUAGCUGCAGCGGGCAAAGUCAAGCAACUGCCGUCUCUCCGAGCCAAGCGAUUUGGAUUUAAUUCUAUUCCCAUGGGAUUUAAUUUAAGGGAACGGCUCCCAACCUUUGCAUUCGGCAUUUCCCUUGUACUUUGCCUCGCUUAAGGUUGGAGCGGAAAGCUGCGGCCCAAGGACCAUGUGGUGAAAAGAAGGUUGGAGUCGAGGAAGUGGUUGGACUUAUCUGCUACACGCGCGCCUGACUGGGAGGGGAAAAAUCUGCGCCUCCAAAGCGGGAGAGAGGGGAAAAAAAGAAAGAAAGAAAAGCUCCCAACUUGGCGGAAGGCAGGAGGGAGAACCGAGCGUGCCGCAGCAAGCUUGCUUCGUGAAAAGGCGGCUACUCAUUUCUGAUUUUUUUUCUUUUUACCUCCCCCCCCCCCUUGAAGUCGUUCGCCGCUUUAGGAGCGACCCUCUGUCGGCCUGUUGCGGAUGCGACGUGUGAUGGAAAAGCGGUAGCUCGAAUUUGCAAAACCAGUUCGGCCUCUUCUCCUCCCGACUGCUGAAGAAACCUAGUUGGGAUUUUGCUCUCCAGAGAGAAUUUCCCGAGUAGCUCGAUUGUAGGGCAGGGCGCGCGCAGUGUAAGCAGACACCCCUUUGAAUGUGGGUGUUCGGAAGGCGAGCUGUUUGGGGGGGACAACGAGUUGGGGUGCCUCUCGUUCGAGGACCAGGAUUUUUGCGAGCGCUCGGCGCGAGAAAACGAAGAGAAACAAACUUGGCCUCUCGGAUCCGACGACAGCUGGAGAGCAAAGGUUGGGGGGAGCAGAGAAGGUUUCGGCUUCUGGAAUGAGUUUCCCUGCGCUUUAAGGACUUAUGGGAUCCUCGCACUCUACCUUAUGGAUCUAACUUAGCAGGGACGUGCCUUCACGCGGAUUUGCCAUCCAAAACGAUUUCAGAUGCAUGCCCAGUUCCUGGUGAAUGCCAGAAUUAGAGACCACUACCGAUGGAGUCCACAGGUCAGCAUGGAAACAGCAGUUCGUUAGUUGUCCAUCAACAGCUUUUUCUGGACAACCGGCAAAGGUUGGACUAUGAAAGAGAUAUUCAGCCAACUGCCAUUUUGUCACUGGACCAGAUAAAGACUCUCAGAGGCAGCAAUGAAUAUACUGAAGGUCCAUCUGUGGUGAAAAAGUCUGCUCCCCGGACAGCUCCAAGACAAGAAAAACAUGAAAGGACUCAUGAAAUCUUACCAAUAAAUGUGAAUAAUAAUUAUGAGCCCAGACCCAGCCAUCCUGGACAUGUGCUACAUCAACACAACUCAAGGGUUCCUGUUUUGAGCAGAUCUACAAGUACUGGAAGUGCAGCUAGUUCUGGAAGCAACAGCAGUGCUUCUUCAGAGCAGGGCCUUCUAUUAAGAUCGCCACCAUCAAGGCUGGGCCCGGGUCAGAGAUUUGAAAGGCCAAUCAGGACGCAACCCAAACCAUCAUCUUUGAUUGUAGAUGAUCUGAAGAGUCCUUUGAAAGAGGAUUCUACUCAACAUAAGUUUAUAUGUGAACAGUGUGGAAAGUGCAAAUGUGGAGAAUGCACAGCACCCAGGACCUUGCCUUCUUGCUUGGCCUGCAACAGACAGUGUUUGUGCUCAGCAGAAAGCAUGGUGGAAUAUAGCACCUGUAUGUGUCUGGUCAAAGGAAUCUUCUACCACUGCUCCAAUGAUGAUGAAGGGGACUCAUAUGCGGAUAAUCCAUGCUCAUGCUCCCAGUCACAUUGCUGGUCACGGUACUUAUGCAUGGGGGCCAUGGCUUUGUUUCUGCCUUGCCUGCUCUGUUAUCCUCCUGCAAAAGGAUGCCUAAAACUAUGCCGUGGGUGUUAUGAUUGGAUGAAUCGUCCAGGAUGCCGAUGCAAAAACUCUAAUACAGUUUAUUGUAAGCUGCAAAGUUGUCCAUCAAGGGGUCAAGGCAAGCUUUCCUGAUUUCUGGAGGGAAAGAUUCAGUUCCUCAGACACCAACUUUCAGAUAGUGGCUGACUUUUCUGUCAGUGGCUGACUUUUCUGUCUUCAUGCCCCUUUUUUCUUUCAUGCCCCAAAUCUUCUCUCACUUCUAUUGCUUAUCUCAAUGAAGGGCAAAUCUGAAUGCAUUGGUCUUUGGUAAGUGUGGCUCAUGUGCUGGUGUCUUUUUUCAUCUUGGCAAGUCAUCUCAGGACUCUGGACUCCUGAAAGAAGUAAUGAGGGUACUGGAUUUUUCUGAAGUCUUUUAUUCUGCAAACAACUUUCCAAAGAUGCUGUUUUGUUCUGUUCUAUUUUUAACUAACUUUAAUGACUUUCAAGUGUUUUUUUUUCAACUCUUCCCAUUCCCCCUUUUUAAAAAAGGCUGCACAAUCCAAUUAUUUCUCUUAAACAAAGUAGAAAGGAAAGGAAAGAAAUAUGGGUUGAAAUUUAGCAAACCUAAGUCACCCCCCACCUUUUUUUUUAAUUAACCACUUGCAUUUUACUCAUUCCUUGGCCACUAUUUUUGACAGUCCAGAUUUUAAAUAUUUAUCUUCAUUGCCCCCAUUACUGGUUUCUUCAUAAGCUUCUAUUGUUUUCAGAUAUAGAUAUAGCUUGCUCUUUAUAUGUGUGUGUGUGUGUGUGUGUGUGUAUGUAUGUAUGUAUAUGUAUAUGUAU